AUGAAUGUCUUCAGAACCCCUUUACACAUAUUUGCAAUCUUGCCCGUAAUGAAUAUGCCAUGGCCAGCCGAGCCCAUAAAGGGCUGGCCCCGCGUGGCCGCCCCGCCUGGCCCCAACCAUCCCAGCGGAGUGCCCUCUGCCCCCACCAGCAACCGCCAUCCAUCUUCCGCCUUCCCCGGAAACCCGCCGGAUCCUGCCGCGAUGCCUUCCAACGCCACCUCAGCCACCAGCUGCAGCAUCUACCCCGUCGACCAUCCAUCCCUGCCCGCCGGACUGCCCUGCCACGAGUACAAGCACCAUACCAUGAAGUCCACCAUCACCGGCGCAAUCCAGGAGAUCGUCAUCAUCGAAUCCAGCCAGGGCACCUCCUUCGAAAUCAGCCUUGACAUCAAGCCCACUGCCUACGCUGCCCUCCACCAACACACCGACCACCCCGCUGCCAACUCGGCGCCGCUCAAGGAGGAUGACUAUCUCAUCUACGUCCUGCUCGACGGCAUCAACGCCCAGCGCUCAAAGAGGCACCGCGCCCAACGCAACCCAACCAGGAUAUCCGGCGUCUACGCCCAAGACCGCUCCUCCUCGCGCUCCUUCCAGUUUGGCACCAUCCAGCUCGUCGACCCCGAUGACCAUCCAGCUACCGCCGAGAACCCAGCCGACCGGAUCUGCGAGGACGAGAAGAUCAUCCAGGCUCUCGGUACCAUCCAGGUGAACAUCGUCAGAUGUACGCUCGGCGCCCCUCAGCCGGUCCCCCGCCGUUCCCUGAAGGUUAACAACUCCCAUCGACCCAACCCGAACCAGCGAUGUUCCUCCAACCUCCGAACCACUAACCAGAUGAAAUUCUCCGAACGUAGUAAGAAGGCCUGUCAGCUCAACACUGCUGGCCUCAGUCAACCAAUGCCUAUCACCCAUGGCGGGCGUGGUGGGGGCGGAGCGCCCUUCUCGGGUAAGAAAACUAUCCGACCGGUCGUUCGUGAAGACCCUCACCCAUUCCUUCAGUUCGUAUUCAAGUAUAAACCCAGAGCGAUUCUCGAGGCCGAAGGGAUCAUUGCCCCUCCACCACCCCCACCCCCAUCGCCCCCAUGUCAUUCGUCAGCAGGCAAGUUAAAAAAAUCCACCACCCUCAGAUCCUCCUCGAAGCAUUCUACGCCUACCAAACCAGGCCUUUCUGGUCAACACGAUUUUCAAUCCAACUCCGAGCUCCACAGAUCUUCCCUCAAUCCGAACGCCUCAGCGGCCAAUGAUCCCGAUGAAAAGAAACCGAAAGUGCAGGCGAAACCGAUCUACAUAGACAUUGACUCGGAUUUAGAAUCGAUUUCGGGGACAAAGGACGGCAAAAAACCUAUGCAAAGGACUGCCAGCAACUCGACAAAUGGCGGUUUCCUCCCGAAGCCCGAGUCACGUGAUCACGAUAAUAACACUCGUAACACCCAAGGCAAUUCGGCCGACGACUCUAAGAAACGGGCUAGAUCGAUUACCGCCGAUGUCAAGCCGAGAAGCAAAAAGGUCUCCCUCGGCGACGGCAACGCUUCUGCCAGCCGGGCUAAUAGGCACAACGAGCCAAGUCAAGUGCCCAAAGCCGAGAUCAAGGAAAACAUCCGCACUCAUGCUCAACCGCCGAACACGACGACGACGGCAACGCCGACGAACACUUCGAACGGAGGUACCAAUCAAUAUAGACAAAACAUUAGUCCCUAUGCGGAGGAUAGCUCAGACGACGACGACAAGUUCAAGAGCAAGAUCCUUGUCCCCGCCCCUGGCUCUAUGAGCCACUCGACCAGGCUCGCCAUCCCUAAUGACCACCAACUCAAGGAAGAGGCCAAGAAACCAUCACCCCAGUCACUCAACCAUCUCAACAACAGGCUCAACCACGUCCAUCGGCCUGCUCCUGCCGCCUCUCAUCAGCAGGGCUCGAACUUCUUCGACUUGACUGGGACCGACGACGAGAGCGACUAG
Messenger RNA from Puccinia triticina, 1953 nucleotides. RefSeq lists its product as uncharacterized. The transcript has 4 exons. The record is from RefSeq and is a predicted model, not a curated record. Lineage: Eukaryota; Fungi; Basidiomycota; Pucciniomycetes; Pucciniales; Pucciniaceae. The coding region runs from base 1 to 1953 and encodes 650 amino acids.